Molecule: messenger RNA, 3519 nt
Organism: Linum trigynum
Lineage: Eukaryota; Viridiplantae; Streptophyta; Magnoliopsida; Malpighiales; Linaceae
Source: the annotation of a GenBank genome assembly
GAGAUUCCCCUAACCCCUCUCAGGCAACCAGGGGUUUUUCGCCGUAAGCUCAUACCUUCUCUUCUCAGUCUCAGUCCACUGACGCCACUUCACCAGUUCAUGAACAAGAAGGGGAAGAAUAAACCUCCGAUUUCUUCUCACCGGAACAAAUUAUCUCUCUGUUCCAGGUACGCCUUUACUUCAGGAAGAGCAUCAAAUGAUACUUGUUCUUCAUUUUUACCAACCGUAAGUUAGGUUGAAUCGUGGAACCUGCUCAAAUUUGGAAUAAGAAUUGUUCCUCGCGAAUUGGGUUGCUUGCAUAGUUUGAUGGGUGUCUCUCGAUUAGUUUGCACAAGGCUUUUGAAGCUAUCUGCAUCGAGGUCUGCCAACAAUCUGCCGUUUGCACUCUUCUCUGUUUCUUCAACUGUGGCCAGUUUUCUGUAAUAAUGGGUCCAGUCUUGUUAAAGGAUGAACGUCGUAGCCUUAUUUGGUACGAGGUUGGUUCAUAGAGUUCCAUGUAUCGUGGGAGUUUCGAGGAAAUUGUGUGACUAUAGCUCUGAUGGGGAUGCCAUGAUGGAUAAUGGGUUCCAGUUAAUUGAAGAGCCCCUCAAGAUGACGUGGGGGGAUUCAGGGCCCGAUUCUCGAAGUGAAUUCGAGAUCCACAUCGAGAGUCGUUGGUGUGAGAGGCAGCAAGGUAGGUUCCAGGCUGAACGUGUGAUUGAAGUUCUAAUGCAAGAUGGUCCUGGAGUUGACUCUAUAGCAGCGUUAACCGAGCUUCACUUGAAGGUGUCGUGGAUUCUUGUGAGAGAGGUUCUUGUGGGGAUUUUGAGGACCAUAAAUCCUGACAACAAAGCGAGGUGGGCGAAGUUGGGGUAUAAGUUCUUUUUAUGGUCUGGUCAGCAGGAAAAUUACAGGCACUCGUCAAGUUCCUACAAUCUGAUAAUGAAGAUUUUUGCAGACUGUGAUGAGUUCAUGGCCAUGUGGAGGCUGGUCGAUGAGAUGACUGAGAAUGGUUUCCCAACUACAGCACGAACUUUCAACAUAUUAAUUUGUACUUGUGGUGAGGCAGGUUUGGCUCGAAGAGUUGUGGAGAGGUUCAUUCAAUCAAAGACGUUUAAUUAUAGACCCUUCAAGCACUCCUAUAAUGCAAUUAUCUGCUCGCUUCUUGGAGUUCGUCACUACAGGUUGAUUGACUGGGUGCAUCAGAAAAUGUUGGGCCAGGGUCUUUACCCAGAUGUUCUAACUUAUAAUGUCAUCAUGUGUGCAAAGUAUCGGUUGGGGGAGUUAGGCCAGGUCUGGAGGAUGGUGGAUGACAUGGUGAGGAAUGGAUUUUCACCGGACUUCCACACCUACAACAUAAUUCUUCAUGUUCUUGGUAAAGCUAACAGACCAAUAGCUGCACAUAAGUUAUUGAUCCACAUGAAGGAAGAAGGUAUUGAUCCUUGUGUUCUCCACUACACCACGCUAAUGGAUGGACUGAGUAGGGCUGGCAAUUUACAAGCAUGUGAAUGGUUUUUGGAUGAGAUGAAGAAGAAUGGAUGUUUGCCUGAUGUUGUUUGUUAUACUGUAAUAAUCACAUCAUAUGUAGUGGCUGGAGAGUUUGAAAAGGCUCAGGCCAUAUUUGAUGACAUGACCGCCAAAGGCCAGCUGCCAAAUGCAUUUACUUACAAUUCGAUGAUUCGUGGGUAUUGUAUGGCAGGGAAUUAUAAGGUGGCGAUUUCUAUGCUUAAGGAGAUGGAAUCCAAAGGUUGUAGUCCGAAUUUUCUUGUGUACAGAACUUUAGUUAGCAAUUUGAGGAAUGCUGGGAAGCUUCGUGAAGCCCGUGGCAUAAUUAAACAGAUGGUUGAAAAGGGGCGAUAUGGCCAUCUAGCUCGAAAGAUAAGGUGGAACUGGCAAAGCUGAAGUCGCGAGAUUUGUGCUUAACCAUUGGAUUGCCGUGACAUUGCUGGCACAGUUGUGAAUGAUUUGGCCGAUCAAUUGAAGGCCAUGUACACUACUAUGUGGUGUGGGCGCUAUACAAGAAACCUGCACAGGUGAUGAUCUGUUUCAUGUCUUUCAUUGUAUGUCUAUUUUAUUGCUGUAUAAUGGAAUCUCGAUUCAGUAUCAUAACUUUUUUUUCUUGUGAAACUGAUCUUUACAACCUUUAAACGAAACUAGGACAUAUAAAUGAGUGGUUUAUCUGCUCUCAAAUUGAGUCUAAAGUUGGGUGUAUCAAGUGGUCUUGGCUUGCAAUUCCAGAUUUAUAUAGAUUCGCCACGUCAAUUGGUUUCAUUCUUGUCAUUUGCUUUCUCUGUAUUCUAUGUCCAUGAUGGGUAUGCUGUUUGCAAGGUACAAAUGCUCUCUCAUAAAUGGGUGCUGUUUUUACAGCAAUACAUUUGUCUAUUAGAGGGAUUAGUCGUUCCCUUGAUGGUUGGUCAAGCUGCUAUGAGGGUUUUGUGGCCAAGAAUGUGUGUGGGUCUGUGGGAUGCACUAUGUUAAUUGUACCAAACUUAGAGUAACUACCGACCCUGAACCAAAUGCUGUUUCCCCCCCCCCCCCCCCCCCCCCCCCCCCCCCCCCCCCCCUUCUUUCAUUCAUGAUAUUGGAGAAAUUGCUAUGGACUUCCAGGAUUCUGUUAUAUUGCAUACCUUCUGAUCAUGAAAGGGGAGGCCUGAGAUUCAGAAUUUAUAACAGGAAGCUAUGAAAUGGUUCUCCAUGAACAGAGUGUUAGUCUCUGAUGAAUUGAACUUGUUGCAAACGAGCUUGUAUGCUUGAGCAUGUAAGCUGGCUGUGUUAGUUUCUGACCAUUCGGAAAGUGACUACUCUAUAUUGUCCUUUGCUUUCUGCUCCUCCCAUGACUCACUCUUGUAUGUCUAUGAUGGCUACAUGAUUUCUCAAUCUUAAUGUGAACUGAUUCGCUUUUAUCAACUUUGUAACAGGCUUGAUCGGAGAGUUUAGUCAGCAACACGACGCUCCAUGCAUAAUGAAGUUGCUAGGACUGAGCAGCCGCAUUUCUGUGGCAAGUUGCAUUCCUGUCCAUAUGGGGCUGCUUCUCCACUCUCUAGCCAUGUUACUCAACACAACAUUGGCACAGAAAGCCAACAGCAUCAAUCUUCAGAAAUUUUUGCAGCACGACCAUGUCGAAUAAUGCUGAUAUUGGGUUGACAGUGAAAAAAAAACCCUUUAGAAUUUCCAACUGGCGCAAAAAAGAAGCGAGAAUCAUGAAGCGGAAAAAACGAGGACGCCUUGUGCGUUGAAGCAGUUCGCUUCUUCACAUUGCAGCUUGAGCAUCAUGCUUGCUAUUGCUGGAAAGUUGGCCUCGUUUCUCUGAUCUCCACUGCUCACAUUCUUAGCAUCUAGCGACUGUGAACUUGUGAUCACCUUGUCUUGCACAUGAAUAUGCUGUAGACUGAGCUCAACUUCUAGGAACUACAAGUGUUUUUACUUCGAUAAACUUGGGUCUUACACAGAAGACCCUAUUCUCCAUCAAAUAUUUGAUGGGCACAAUGUACACACACUGUAAAAUUUUGAUCCUUCCAUGAAUAGAAGCCAUUUUUAAUA